CUGUCCUCUCUGGUCCUCGGUCUCUCCGCUAGUAUCUGCUUUCGCGCCUCUGUUUGGAUAUCUCUGUAAACUCGUCACGAUGGGCAACGGUGCUAAGGCUCAGCAGAAGAGGGAGAGGAACGCUGCCAAGGCAGGCGGCACGGCGAAGAGCCAGACAAAGACGAACCAGGCGGCGUUGAACAUCAUCUGCUCCGUCUGCAAGCAAACUUUUUUGUUGACCACGCGGCUUCCUGCCCUUGAAGAGCAUGCCCAGAACAGGCACAGCAAAACUGCAGCGGAGUGCUUCCCUACUGCCCCCAAGUAGUGCAUUCUCUGUUUCUAUCGUGUCUUCGUCGAUGUAGAUUUUCCGGGUUUGGAGUCAUGUAGUGGCGUGUAUUAGAUGGUAUGCAUU
Trametes versicolor FP-101664 SS1 is the source of this 391-nucleotide messenger RNA. RefSeq names its product DUF1909-domain-containing protein. The coding region runs from base 80 to 304 and encodes 74 amino acids. The record is from RefSeq and is a predicted model, not a curated record. The transcript is spliced from 4 exons. Lineage: Eukaryota; Fungi; Basidiomycota; Agaricomycetes; Polyporales; Polyporaceae.